AUGUAUCGGAUGCGGAGCUCGAUUGCUGUAUUUUGUUUGUUUGUUUGUUUGUUUGGUUUUAAUUUUUAUAAUUUUUUUUAACAGUGUUGUGAUCUGAGUGACUGUGGCCUGCACCCGGUGUACUUUACAUUAAGAUACUUGGCACCAUUGAGCUGCUCUUGAAUUUAUAGAGUUCCAGUUUGGAGAUUUCAUGUCAUUCUAAUAUUACUGUAUCUUAGAGCAUCGACAUGAUCGCUAUUGAGCCUGUCGAUCACGAAAUUGCCGUUCCGCUUAGUGCUUGUACAUGAGCAACUGAGAAUUCGGUCUGUUUUUGGAAUUUUUAUUCGAAGUCUCAUAGUUUUAGCAUUCAAAUUAUAUAAGCUUUCUACUGCAGGAGGAGUGUUGGUGUAUAGUGAUUCCUCAUAUACUCAUGCCGGACGUCUGGGUCGGUUGCGUUAGUAGACGUCUAUGAGCUAGGUCUGGGUAUUGUCGAGAUAGAUUGCACGGUCCGGUUCUUUCUGACUGCUUGAUACCAGAGCUCUACUGUCCAGCUUUCUGUCCCAUGAUUUUUCAAUUUUUACUCCAAAAGUGGAAUCCCGAGGAUCUCAAUCAGCAAGCUCACACGAAGAGAUGGCCCCAGCAAAUGAUGCCUUCUCUUUGCAGGUAACGAAUGAUCUUAUGCAAAAGCUUGCGAAGGAGAAUAUUGUUCCAAAAAGGCCAGCUAAGAAAGCUCCUGCACCGAAACCAAGCGUAAAGCCAUCAGAGGCUCCGUUGGUUUCAAAGCAGGAUCUCCCACUGCCCUUUUAUCCUGGAUUUCUAUCGGCUCUGCCUGGAAUAAGCAAAGAACAAGGUCACCAACAAACACAGAAACAAAUCCACGACCUUGGCCCUAUCUACAAGGUUGUCGAAGAAUCUGAAAACCUGGGUGAGAAGCUACAGAAGCGAGAAAAGGAGGAGUUGGAGAAAGUAAAACAACUUGCUCGAGAACUGCAAGACAAGCAAUUCCGGGCUCCAUCGUAUACAAUACCUUGCCAGGCCGAGAAGGAUAGAUGUUUACAGUGCUAUCGGGAAUCUGCAAAGAGUCCUUUAGGGUGUACCGAGGCAGUAAGAAUCUAUAAGGAAUGCGCUCAACGUGCGCAGCAGAGUUUUGCUCAGAGAACAGCUACUUCCCAACAUUGAGAACUGUAAGGUUUAAAACUAACUUUUAAUAAGCUUCAAGCUGGCUUCCUGUUUGGUCACAUCGUUCUGCUCUAGGUAGAGCAGUCUAUUUGUAGAUCUUGAUGAGAAGCAUGAGGUAAAGUUGUAUGCCAAGUGAGAAAAUGGCUCAUGCAGGGCACCAUAUCAGCUUUUUGUCAAAUUUUUCAUGGUUAUUUAGCUUGAACAAAGUUUACUUUUUGGUUAUUAAUCGGGUUCUACAUUUACAUGUCAUCCAUAACUUCAUGUAGUCUAUCGCACUAUUUGUGUGGUCAUAUGGAUUACAUGGACACUUGGAUAGCAGAUUCAGAGGUAGACACAUGACAAGCCUGAACUGAGCCAUAGGCUGGUUCGAAACUUUUGUUCGGAGCAAUAUUUUACCUUCCAUUGCAUCCGUGAUUCACUUCAUAAAUGGACAUGGAAGCAGUAAAUUGUUAUUGCUAUCUCAUCACCGUAACAAUUUACACGGUGCAAUGUU
Molecule: messenger RNA, 1651 nt
Organism: Physcomitrium patens
Lineage: Eukaryota; Viridiplantae; Streptophyta; Bryopsida; Funariales; Funariaceae
Source: RefSeq, a predicted model, not a curated record